AUGGACGACGUGGAGGUGGUGGCACAGAGCCGCAAGGUCAGGGAACCGAGCAUGGGGCUUGGGGACGGUGCUCCGCCCCAAGUUGAUGCCGUGGAAGGCCGGGGGAGCGGGAUGGUGCAGCUGCAUUGCCAGGCGGCCGGCAGUGUGGCUCCCCAGUCGGAGGAAGCCGCACUGGGCAUGGGUCCUGCUGUGGUCAGCAGUGGGAGCCCAGGACUGCAAAUCACAGGGCCGUCUGCCAGAAAGAUGGCCCCUGGUGGCGGGAGAUGGAACAGUAAGGCUGCUGUCUCCAGGACAACCAGUGUCGCUGGAGGAGCAUCCCACGAGCAG
Molecule: messenger RNA, 327 nt
Organism: Pelobates cultripes (western spadefoot toad)
Lineage: Eukaryota; Metazoa; Chordata; Amphibia; Anura; Pelobatidae
Source: the annotation of a GenBank genome assembly